CUGACGACCGCUCUGAUCCCACACACACACACACACAGAGACACACACACACACACACAAAGGCACACUCGCUCACGUCACACACUCAUCAUACCGCUCUCACAGAGGCGCCGGAGCUCAGAGCAGCGCUGGAAGAUGCAAGCGGCUGGCAGCCACUGACAACCUUCAGAGCUCAGUCAAACCGGACACACUGUGCCUUCACCUCCAGAGAGGCCGACCCACUCCUACACAGCACAGAAGAAGAGGACUUGACAAAGGACACAACAGUGACCUCCAGCAGUUAGACCGCACCCGAUCCCACAUCCUUCAAAGAAAGGGGAACCUGACUCUGAGUCAGGACAGGAAAAAGGAGCGAUCGUACCCCACCGCUGAAACUCGACCCACCGGACAGAGCGACAGAGGGGGCUGACGGACGUUUCUCUGACAACCGGGGAUAAAGAGGCGAGAUGCUGGCUAAAAUCCUUGAGGACAUGUGGGUGGACCCUGAGGUGCUGGAGGCCCUCGGUGAGGAGCAGAAGAGGAUCCUCUUCUUGAAGAUGAGAGAGGAGCAGAUACGCCGCUGGACAGAGCGCGAGGAGAGGGAGGAGAGGGAAGGGAAAGAUGGCAGCAACAGGCCAAAGAAAGCCAACAACAAACAUGUGAAGUGGCUGCUGGGUCGGGACGGAGACGUGAGCGUCAGUGUGAUUGGAGAGAUGGACGAGUUCAGGUCCUCCAAACUCCUCCAGAGCCUCAUGAACAACAGAGUCCACACUGAUAAUGUGCACGGCAUCCAGACGGUGGACUUGCUGACAGGAAGAGAGGUCGAGCAGCUCGGCUUUAAAGAAGAGCUGUCCCUCACAGACGUCAGCGAUGACCCGGCUUGCCCGCACGACCGGUGGUCUGAGGAGGACUCCUGCAGCGCCGACGACGACCCGAAGGACCCCGCCGAGGACAGCGACGGCGAGUCGGGCGGCAGCUCGGACAACCACGGCGACUGGACUCCUCUCUACAGGCCCCAUCUCGGUAGCCGCGGCAUCCAGCCGCCGCUCGAGGCCCAGCUGUCAGACACAGAGAGGACGGGCCCCCAGGACAGAGAGAGUUCGCACUACGGAGGCCGCGUGGCGCAGCUCAGGAAGGCGUUCGCAGAGGAUCUUCACAGCACACCCGCCUACACCAAACCCCCCGUACCCACCAAACCUGCUCACCUACAGAAAAGCAGCGCACCCUUGAUCCACUCGAACUGAAGGUGUGUCCAGCCCGCGACGAGGCCACCCUGUGACACAGAGCCAGAGCUGUACUCUAACAAACCUGUACAGAAAAUAAUGGCUCAGUUGGACACUGAUGGACCAGGAUGAGGCCACACAGUGAAAAAGGUCCCUCUUUGACCCCGAGCGGUGACCUGAGAUACACUUUGUAAGGCCGCGAUGCACGGACCGACCUACAGACUGAGAAACGUCUGGAGGAGGGGGGGGGGAGGGGUGGACAGAGAGAAAGACUUGAAAGCUUUUUCAACCGAAGACAACCUGAAUGAGAAAAUGAAGCAGCUUUGAUGUUGCCGAGUUCAAAUGCGCCCACAUGGUUUGUGUGAUUGACAGGCAGACACAGAGAUGUCCGGAGACGCACACACACAGACAGGUGGAAAGAGACUGUGCUGCACUUGAUAAAUGAGCGUUAAUGUUAAGUUCUCCUGCUCAGAAGUCAUAAGCAGAGGUUAUCGGGAGCGGAAACAUGAGUUUGAUAAAAAAAAUCAUAUCCUUCUGUGCUGUUCAAAAGCUUUAAACUGUUUUAAAUGUGGUCCAUGUAACUUAACACCACGGACUGAUCCAGUUUAUCAAUCACAGGGGUGCAGGUUUUUGGGGGGAAUAAAAGGACUGAAUUCAUGGUAAAUAAUAAAGUCACUGGUUUCCAAAAACAGUUUUCAAUCCCUCAUGUUCACCUAUGACCACACACACACACACACACACACACACACACACACACACACACACACGCGUCUCCUGACAGCUGAACCAGGCCUCCUUCUGGCUACGAGUGCCCCCCAUUUGGGGGGCGCUCGGUUUCAGCACCCCUGAAAAUAUUGUUCGGAAAAUAGCCUUAUUGUUCGCCAGU
Messenger RNA from Anarrhichthys ocellatus (wolf-eel), 2088 nucleotides. RefSeq names its product SH2 domain-containing protein 4A. Bases 447 to 1223 code for a protein of 258 amino acids. The record is from RefSeq and is a predicted model, not a curated record. Gene Ontology annotation, cellular component: cytoplasm. Lineage: Eukaryota; Metazoa; Chordata; Actinopteri; Perciformes; Anarhichadidae. The transcript is spliced from 6 exons.